This is a messenger RNA of Histoplasma mississippiense, 831 nucleotides long. Its product is annotated as proteasome component Pup1. The coding region runs from base 1 to 831 and encodes 276 amino acids. The transcript is spliced from 3 exons. Gene Ontology annotation, molecular function: threonine-type endopeptidase activity. NCBI's taxonomy places the organism in Eukaryota, Fungi, Ascomycota, Eurotiomycetes, Onygenales, Ajellomycetaceae. The record is from RefSeq and is a predicted model, not a curated record. Gene Ontology annotation, cellular component: proteasome core complex.
AUGCCAGGCUUUGAUUUCUCUAAUUACAACCGGAAUGCAGCUCUCCAUGCAAAGGGCGUGCCUCUUCCAAAGGCUACGAGCACUGGUACUACUAUUGUUGGUUGUAUCUUUGACGGGGGUGUAGUGAUUGCAGCUGAUACACGAGCUACGAGCGGGCCAAUCGUUGCUGACAAGAACUGCGAAAAACUUCACUACAUCACACCAAAAAUCUGGUGCGCUGGUGCAGGUACUGCUGCAGAUACCGAAUUCACGACCGCCCUCAUCAGCUCCAAUCUUGAACUUCAUGCCCUAUCCACCGGCCGGUCCCCCCGCGUUGUCACUUGCAUGACCAUGCUCAAACAACACCUAUUCCGACACCAGGGCCACAUUGGCGCGUAUCUCGUCGUCGCCGGCGUCGACCCUACUGGCGUCGGUCUCUACACCGUCCACGCCCACGGCUCCACUGACAAAUUACCUUACGUGACGAUGGGCUCUGGUUCCCUCGCGGCCAUGUCUGUAUUCGAGACAAUGUGGAAGCCAUCUCUGAAUCAAGAUGACGCCGUAAAGUUGUGUUCGGAGGCGAUUAAGGCGGGUAUUUUUAACGACUUGGGCUCUGGAAGUAAUGUGGAUGUGUGUGUGGUUCAUAAGGAGAAGCCGACGCAGUUACUGAGGAAUUAUAUUAAGCCGAAUGAAAGGGGCCAGAAGGAGAGGAGUUAUCGGUUUGCGAGAGGGACGACAGCUUGGUUGGAUGAGAAGAUUAUUACCAAGGCGGAUAUCGGGCGAUAUAUUACCGUGCAGGAGCUUGGGAGUGAGGGGACUGUAGUUGCUGAGAAGAUGGAAGUGGAUUCUUAG